AGUUUUUUUUUUAAAAAGAAAUUGAAAAUAAAAAAAAAAUCUGAAACAGCAAUGGCAUAAGUGCACCUGAGAAUUUAUCUCAAAACCCUAGCGAAAAUGUGUUCUCUACAACUCCAUUGUUGCAGAGCUCUGGCACUCGAUCGAUCGCGGCCUCCGCCGCAACGGAGGGGCUUGUCUUCUUCGAUCUGGGGGCGGCAACUUAGCUUGGUCGGUAGAACAGGAGAGAAGCUCCGGUGUCGUUUCAAUGGUGGGGGUUUUAGGGUUUUUGCUAUGUCGAAAGGUUCUUCUUCUUCUUUCAAGAUGAAUUUGAACGAGUAUAUGGUCACUCUUGAGAAGCCACUCGGUAUUCGAUUCGCGCUCUCCGUUGAUGGCAAAAUCUUCGUUCACGCUCUUAAGAAAGGGGGUAAUGCGGUGAGGUCGAGAAUAAUCAUGGUGGGUGACACCUUGAAGAAGGCGAGUGAUUCAUCUGGUGGAAAAUUAAUUGAGAUCAAGGACUUUGGAGAUAUUCAGAAGAUGCUGAAGGAGAAAGCAGGAUCUUUUAGCCUUGUUCUUGAGAGGCCAUUGUCACCUUUUCCAAUUCAACAAUUGGUUCUGUUGAAUGAUCUUGAUAUUUCAUUUAACAAAGGUAAAGUUCCUAUCGCUACAUGGAACAAGAGCAUAUUGGCAUCCAAUUUGCAACCAUCUUCUGAGAGCAGUGGAAAUUCUGGGUUUGUAACGUUCUCUUCUAAGUAUCUUAAAUCACAAGGAUGGAAAUUGCUGAACGAUCAAAAUGUACGUAUUCAAUCAAAAUUACAGAAGAAUACAUUGUCUCCACCCAUGAGCCCGCUAGUUUGUAUUUUCUCUGAAGAUGAACCUGGAGAUGGUGAAUGGGCUUACGGAAGUUUCCCAAUAGAGGAAUAUAUUAAGGCACUGGAUCGCUCUAAAGGCGAGCUAUACUAUAAUCACUCGCUUGGUAUGCGGUACAGCAAGAUCACAGAGCAGAUAUAUGUGGGAUCAUGUAUUCAGACAGAAGCUGAUGUAGAGACAAUGAAAAAUACAGCGGGAGUUACUGCAGUCCUAAAUUUCCAAAGUGGAAUUGAGGCAGAAAAUUGGGGAAUGGACCCAAAGGCGAUCAAUCAGUCAUGCCAAAAAUUUGGUAUCCUGAUGAUCAACUAUCCUAUAAGGGAUGGAGAUUCAUAUGAUAUGAGAAAGAAACUACCAUUUUGUGUAGGGCUCCUCCUACGAUUGUUAAAAAAGAAUCACCGUGUUUAUGUUACUUGUACAACUGGGUUUGAUCGAUCUCCGGCUUGUGUGAUAGCAUACCUGCACUGGAUGACUGAUACUUCCCUUCAUGCAGCCUAUAAUUUUGUGAUCGGGCUGCAUUCAUGCAAACCAGACAGACCGGCAAUUGCUUGGGCAACUUGGGAUCUCAUAGCUAUGGUGGAAAAAGGCAGACAUGAUGGACCCGCAACACAUGCUGUAACAUUUGUGUGGAAUGGGCAAGAGGGGGAGGAUGUAAAUUUAGUUGGAGAUUUCACUGGAAAUUGGAAAGAACCAGUUCCAGCACACCAUAAAGGUGGACCAAGAUUCGAAGUAGAAAUUAAACUUCAACAAGGAAAGUAUUACUACAAGUACAUAGUGAACGGGCAAUGGCGGCAUUCACCGUCAUCCCCGUCAGAGAGGGAUGAUAGUGGGAAUGUGAACAACGUGAUUGUGAUUGGUGAUACUGCCAGUGUGAGGCCUUCCGUUCAGCAGCAAAAGAAAGACGCAAACAUUGUGAAGGUGAUUGAGAGGCCAUUGACAGAGAAUGAGCGCUUCAUGCUGGCGAAAGCAGCUCGCUGUGUGGCAUUCUCUGUAUGUCCAAUUAGACUAUCUCCCAAGUAGGUGGCCAUGAGACUAUUCCUGGCUCUACAACAAAUGGGUCUCGAGGCUUAAUUGAUUUCUUUUAGCAUUUAGCCAUGUUCCUUCUGGCUUCUGCAAAUAGAGGUUUACACGGAACAAUAAUUUUGUUACAAUAAAAGAAUAAGCUUUUUGUUAGAUGGUCAAUUCAAAAUUUUCCUUUUUAAAUGCUAAAUGAGGAAUAAAUUUUGCUGGUCACUCAAAAACAGUUAAGCUAGUGUAUAGAUGUUUGAUUUGGUCGUUUGUUAUUUAUAGUACGUCCUUGGAAUUAUUUAAGCUAUCUUAUGAUUACAUUUAGUCAUAAUUCACAAGCUUUUCAAGAA
This is a messenger RNA of Humulus lupulus (European hop), 2201 nucleotides long. RefSeq names its product phosphoglucan phosphatase LSF1, chloroplastic. Bases 97 to 1863 code for a protein of 588 amino acids. Gene Ontology annotation, molecular function: carbohydrate phosphatase activity; protein binding; protein tyrosine/serine/threonine phosphatase activity. NCBI's taxonomy places the organism in Eukaryota, Viridiplantae, Streptophyta, Magnoliopsida, Rosales, Cannabaceae. Gene Ontology annotation, biological process: protein dephosphorylation; starch catabolic process. Gene Ontology annotation, cellular component: starch grain; chloroplast. The transcript has 10 exons. The record is from RefSeq and is a predicted model, not a curated record.